This is a messenger RNA of Paramacrobiotus metropolitanus, 1061 nucleotides long. RefSeq lists its product as uncharacterized. The record is from RefSeq and is a predicted model, not a curated record. Gene Ontology annotation, biological process: proteolysis. NCBI's taxonomy places the organism in Eukaryota, Metazoa, Tardigrada, Eutardigrada, Parachela, Macrobiotidae. The transcript is spliced from 5 exons. The coding region runs from base 1 to 789 and encodes 262 amino acids. Gene Ontology annotation, molecular function: metalloendopeptidase activity.
AUGUUUGUAAGGACGCGCUAUGGAUUAUGGCCUAAAAUCUUCGGCGACGUGCAGACACGAGUGCCGGUGUACAUCGAGACGGGACGAUACGAUGCCACGACACUGGCGAAUAUUCGUCGCGCGAUCGAUCAGGUGAAUGCCGAUCUCAACGGCUGCGUUGGAUUUUUCGAAGUGUACACCACCGCGCCCGGCCUCGACUUCCUUUGGAUCAGCGACACAUUCAAUUCCGGAACCCGUGCUCUGCACUGCAACGGCAUACCGGGGCGAAGCCUGGAGCAGGCCGGUCGCGGCCAAAAAGCCAUGAUAACGACAGGCGGUGGUGGCGCCGGCAUUUGCGGCGCUUCCCAGCGCGGUAUCAUGUCAGCCCUGGUGACCAGCCUGGGCCUGUUGCCAGAAUACCGUCGACAAGACCGCUCCAUCACUGUCACCGAGGCCAAUGUAGACGCAGCCUAUACCGGGCAGGGCUACUAUACUACUCUCCAGGCUGCCCAGAUUGACACAAUGGCCACUCCCUUCGACUUCAACUCCAUCACCAUGGUGGAGCGGAAUACCCACGCCGCAUCCGGUCAGGUGGUCUUUAGCACGACGCCAACGGACCAGGUCAUCGGCAAUCUGACGCGCUUGAGUCUCGGCGACUGUAAUGCGAUUAGGACGAAGUAUACUUGUCCGACGUUCUUCCAGUGCAGCAAUCCAUACACGUCCGGUACUGUUGACCCUGGUGGUCCCAUCGAGCCGCCUGGGCCCGUUAAUGAGUUCCGAUCGCAACAUUAUCAACACCUACAAAAGUAGAUCAUCUACGAGUACAUCUUCAGUCCCAUGCAUUGAGCGCUGUUCAAGAAUAAGCAAUCUGGUAACUCCAUCAGCUAAGAUAGGGCGACGAAGUGCUGUAUCAUUAUUAUAUAGCAGCUGCUCAUCGUAAUAUCGCUGUUCUGUAAUGUUGAUGCUUUUACUUUUUUAUCAUUGUCCACCAAUUCUUUUGCGCGACCACGAACUUUUAAUCGUCCCCAAUUUUCUAAUAAGCAUAGUGAUGCUCUCAAUUCAGAACGAACAAUUAAAUUCGC